Messenger RNA from Rangifer tarandus platyrhynchus (Svalbard reindeer), 5373 nucleotides. Lineage: Eukaryota; Metazoa; Chordata; Mammalia; Artiodactyla; Cervidae. The record is from the annotation of a GenBank genome assembly.
AUGAGUGGCACACAGUCUACUAUCACCGACAGGUUUCCCCUCAAAAAACCUAUAAGGCAUGGAAGUAUUUUGAACCGAGAGUCACCAACAGAUAAGAAGCAGAAAGUUGAGCGCAGUACAUCACAUGAUUUUGACCCCACAGAUAGCUCCUCCAAGAAGACAAAGUCUAGUUCAGAGGAGAGUAGAUCCGAGAUAUAUGGUCUUGUUCAGCGUUGUGUGAUCAUCCAGAAGGAUGACAAUGGAUUUGGGCUGACGGUCAGUGGAGACAAUCCAGUGUUCGUACAGUCUGUCAAAGAAGAUGGAGCAGCCAUGCGGGCUGGAGUACAGACAGGUGAUCGAAUCAUCAAGGUGAAUGGAACACUGGUGACUCAUUCAAACCAUUUGGAAGUGGUGAAGCUAAUCAAAUCUGGUUCCUAUGUAGCUCUCACUGUUCAGGGACGCCCACCUGGGUCGCCCCAGAUUCCACUUGCUGAUUCUGAAGUAGAACCAUCAGUCGUUGGACAUAUGUCUCCCAUCAUGACAUCCCCUCAUUCACCUGGAGCAUCUGGGAAUAUGGAGAGAAUUACUAGUCCUGUGCUCAUGGGGGAAGAAAACAAUGUGGUUCAUAACCAGAAAGUAGAAAUUCUGAGAAAAAUGUUACAGAAAGAACAGGAACGGCUUCAGCUAUUGCAGGAAGACUACAACCGAACACCUGCUCAGAGAUUGCUAAAAGAGAUCCAAGAGGCCAAGAAACACAUUCCUCAGCUGCAAGAGCAGUUAUCCAAAGCCACAGGCUCUGCUCAGGAUGGAACUGUAGUUACAUCCUCCAAGCCAUUAGGUGACGGCCUAGCAGUCGGUGAAGGAGAAGCAGACACUGGUGAUGGACUCGGCAGACUUGACUGCGGCAGCGGAGAUACUUCUCGGCCCAGUAGUGACAGUGCUGAUAGUCCCAAGAGUGGCUUGAAAGAGAGGAUUUAUCUAGAGGAAAACCCAGAGAAAAGUGAAGCAAUUCAGGACACUGACACUCAGUCACUUGUUGGGAGUCCCUCUACCCGUGUGCCACCUCAUAUUAUUGGAGCAGAGGACGAUGACUUUGGUAGUGAACAUGAACAGAUCAAUGGGCAGUGCAGCUGUUUUCAGAGCAUUGAACUGCUAAAAUCUCGCCCGGCUCACUUGGCUGUUUUCUUACACCAUGUAGUUUCCCAGUUUGACCCUGCAACAUUGCUCUGUUAUCUCUAUUCAGACCUAUAUAAACAGACCAAUUCCAAGGAGACCCGUCGUGUCUUCCUUGAGUUUCAUCAGUUCUUCCUGGAUCGAUCUGCGCACCUGAAAGUUUCUGUUCCUGAUGAAAUAUCUGUAGAUCUAGAAAAAAGAAGACCAGAGCUUAUUCCUGAGGAUCUACAUCGCCACUAUAUCCAAACUAUGCAAGAAAGAGUCCACCCAGAAGUUCAGAGGCACUUGGAGGAUUUUCGGCAGAAGCGCAGCAUGGGGCUGACCUUGGCUGAAAGCGAACUGACGAAACUUGAUGUGGAGCGAGACAAGGACCGGUUAACUUUGGAGAAAGAACGGGCAUGUGCAGAACAGAUUGUUGCCAAAAUUGAAGAAGUGUUGAUGACUGCUCAGGCUGUAGAAGAAGAAAAGAGUUCGACAAUGCAAUAUGUUAUUCUCAUGUACAUGAAACAUUUGGGAGUAAAAGUGAAAGAACCUCGAAAUUUGGAGCACAAGCGAGGUCGGAUUGGAUUCCUUCCAAAAAUCAAGCAAAGUAUGAAGAAAGAUAGGGAAGGCGAAGAAAAAGGGAAGCGAAGAGGAUUCACCAGCAUCUUGGGACCCCCUCGGAGACCAAGCCGCCAUGACAACAGUGCAAUUGGCAGAGCCAUGGAACUACAGAAGCAGCGCCACCCUAAGCACUUGUCCACACCCUCAUCCGUGAGUCCUGAACCCCAGGACUCUGCGAAGUUGCGCCAAAGUGGAUUAGCAAGCGAAGGAGCAGACAUUGGAUACCUGCCAGCCAAUUCCACAUCCUCCAUGGUUUCAGGGGCCACUCUUUCCCAGGAAGGAGGGAAAGAGAAUGAUAUGGGAUCAAAACAAGCUGGAGAAACGCCGGCAUCUGGAGACUCCUUGGAUGGCACUCCUCGUACUCCCAACACCAUCUUUGAUUUCCCACCUCCUCCAUUAGACCAGGUGCAGGAGGAGGAAUGGGAAGUGGAAAGAGUGACUGAACAUGGGACACCAAAGCCCUUUCGAAAGUUUGACAGCAUAGCUUUUGGAGAAAGUCAAAGUGAGGAUGAACAGUUUGAAAAUGACUUAGAGACGGACCCACCCAACUGGCAACAGCUUGUCAGUCGAGAAGUGUUAUUGGGACUAAAGCCUUGUGAGAUCAAAAGACAGGAAGUAAUUAAUGAAUUAUUCUACACUGAAAGAGCUCAUGUUCGAACAUUGAAGGUUCUAGAUCAAGUGUUUUAUCAGCGAGUGUCCAGAGAAGGAAUUUUGUCACCUUCAGAACUACGUAAAAUUUUUUCAAACUUAGAAGAUAUUCUUCAACUUCACAUUGGGUUGAAUGAGCAAAUGAAGGCUAUUCGGAAGAGGAAUGAGACCUCUGUUAUUGAUCAGAUUGGGGAAGAUUUGCUGAUCUGGUUCAGUGGACCCGGGGAGGAAAAGUUGAAACAUGCUGCUGCUACCUUUUGCAGUAACCAGCCCUUUGCCCUGGAAAUGAUCAAGUCUCGCCAGAAAAAGGAUUCUCGAUUCCAGACUUUUGUGCAAGAUGCUGAGAGUAAUCCACUCUGUCGUCGUCUGCAGCUAAAGGAUAUCAUUCCCACUCAAAUGCAAAGGCUUACUAAGUACCCUCUUCUCUUGGACAAUAUUGCCAAAUACACAGAGUGGCCUCCAGAAAGGGAGAAGGUGAAGAAAGCUGCAGAUCACUGUCGUCAGAUCUUAAAUUAUGUGAACCAGGCUGUUAAGGAGGCAGAGAACAAGCAGCGCUUGGAAGAUUAUCAGCGUCGCCUUGAUACCUCUAAUCUGAAGUUGUCAGAAUACCCAAAUGUUGAAGAGCUCAGGAAUUUGGAUUUAACAAAGAGGAAGAUGAUUCAUGAAGGCCCAUUGGUUUGGAAGGUGAAUAGAGAUAAAACUAUUGAUCUAUAUACAUUGCUGCUGGAAGAUAUUCUUGUAUUGUUACAAAAGCAGGAUGAUAGACUGGUGUUAAGGUGUCACAGUAAGAUUCUGGCAUCUACAGCUGACAGCAAACACACAUUUAGCCCUGUCAUCAAGUUGAAUACGGUGUUGGUUCGACAAGUGGCAACAGAUAACAAAGCUCUAUUCGUCAUCUCCAUGUCUGAUAAUGGAGCGCAAAUUUAUGAACUGGUGGCACAGACAGUUUCUGAAAAGACUGUCUGGCAGGACCUAAUAUGUCGGAUGGCCGCAUCCGUGAAGGAGCAGUCCACAAAGCCGAUCCCACUGCCACAGCCACCACCGUGCGAAGGAGACAACGAUGAAGAAGAACCUCCAAAAUUAAAAGUGGAACAUCAUGACAUUUCAGUCACUGGUCUGCAGAGUCCAGACAGAGAUUUGGGAUUAGAGUCUCCUUUAAUGUCAUCAAAACCUCAGUCUCAUUCGCUGGGUACCUCUGGGAAGUCGGAGGUAGAUGACCUCUUUGUGGCUGAGAGACAGUUUGCAAAGGAGCAGCAUGCAGACGGGACCCUGAAGGAAGUCGGAGUGAAUUAUCAAAUCACAAUCCCAGAUCCACACUUGCCUGUCUCAGAAGAACGGUGGGCGCUGGAUGCACUAAGGAAUUUGGGUUUGUUGAAGCAGCUGCUGGUACACCAGCUGGGCUUGACUGAGAAGAGCACUCAGGAAGACUGGCCACAUUUUCCAAGAUGCAGGACAGCCUCUCUGGGGGUGCAGGCAGACAGUGGAACCCAGAACCCUGAAAAUACUAAGGCCUGUCAUCCUGUUGAAGCACAGAUGCCCUUUAGAACUGGAACUGGUGACAUUUCAACUUGUUACAGUCCACGGACUUCAACUGAAUCUUCUGCUCCACGGGAUUCAGUGGCACUGAAUUCAGUGGCACGGGAUUCAGCACUGGCAUUCCAAGAGAGCCAGGCAAGUGACAUUUUAGUAAUGGACCACAUGAUUAUGACCCCAGAGAUGCCUCCCUCAGAGCCAGAAGGGGGUCUUGAUGAGAGUGGAGAGCACUUUUUUGAUGCCCGUGAAGCACAUAGUGAUGAUAAUCCAUCAGAAGGUGAUGGAGCAGUUAAAAAGGAAGAGAAGGAUGUUAAUUUGCGCAUCUCAGGAACCUAUCUGAUCCUUGAUGGCUAUGACCCAGUGCAGGAGAGCUCCACAGACGACGAGGUUGCUUCCUCGUUCCCUCUUCAGCCUGGAGCAGGCAUCCCCUCUCUGGACUCUGGACACCACCAGCAGCCUUCUCCCCAGAAUGCUCAUUCUGACGGGGCUGUUUCACCGUUUACCCCAGAAUUCCUGGUCCAGCAGCGCUGGGGAGCUAUGGAGGAUUCCCGUUUUGAGAUCCAGAGUCCCUCUGCUUGUGCCGAUUCACACAGCCAGAUCAUGGAGUACAUUCAUAAAAUAGAGGCUGACCUUGAACACUUAAAGAAGGUGGAGGAAAGUUACACCAUUCUUUGCCAAAGGCUGGCUGGAUCAGCCCUCACAGACAAGCACUCAGGUAUCAUUCGUCAUGCCCAGCUAGCGGAGGUGGGCAUGGGAAGCCAGCACUCUUGUGACCCAUGUUCCUCCCUGCAGCCCUGGGUGGCCAAGAAGUGCCUAGCCACCACCGAGGCCACAGUCUCCAGAAACCAGCACGCUCUUCCCUCGCGCUGUUCCCCCAGAGCCCCACCAGGAGGCGCCCUUUGCCCGCCGAAGCGGGCCGGGCUCGAACUCCUCCGGGCCGGGGUGGGCACCCCUUUGCGCAGGGCGGUGCUGGGUGCGGGUUGCACCCGGGGUCCCCCGGAGGUCGAUCCAGCGCAGCGCCCGCACCGCGUCCUGCGGCCGCUUGAUGAGUUUCUGCUGGGUUUGAGGGUGCGGCAGGGAGACUGCAGCCACAUUGCUACCCAGUGUCGCGGAAGGAAGGGGGCUGUCCACGGAGCUGACCCCAUCACUGGAGCCGACCCGGUGCAGACAGCAGCCUGCUCUCAGGAGGCCCCGACCUCCAACUACUGCUGUGCCAAGGUGGCCCGUCUGAGGCUUAAAUCAACCCCGACUGCAAGGCCAUCGGCCGUGUUCUUGGAGCUGCCUGCUGACAGCAUUCAGGAGCCGGGGCUGACUCUUUCUCUCCUGGUUUUAGCAGUGUGGGCCAUGUGUUAUGACCACAGAGGAUUCAGGGACUGGAAGGAGCCCUCCGAGGUCAUUUUGCCUCCCUGGCCUCUGCCCUCGGCUAGCACCUUCUGA